Manis pentadactyla (Chinese pangolin) is the source of this 666-nucleotide messenger RNA. RefSeq names its product chromosome 12 C19orf53 homolog (gene C12H19orf53). Lineage: Eukaryota; Metazoa; Chordata; Mammalia; Pholidota; Manidae. The record is from RefSeq and is a predicted model, not a curated record. The coding region runs from base 57 to 350 and encodes 97 amino acids. The transcript has 3 exons.
CCGGCGCCUUCCGGCUGCGUCUUUGCAGCCCCGCCUCUUACGGCGCGUUCCUGAUCAUGGCGCAGGGGCAGAGCAAGUUCCAGGCGCGGAAGCCGGCAAAGAGCAAGGCAGCAACGGCCUCCGAACGGAACCGGGGCCCGAGGAAGGGUGGUCGUGUUAUCGCCCCCAAGAAGGCGCGCAUCGUGCAGCAGCGGAAACUCCAGAAGGACCUGGAGGUUGGGAUCCGGACGAAGAUCGAACAUGACGUGGUGAUGAAAGCCAGCAGCAGCCUGCCCAGGAGGCUAGCACUUCUGAAGGCCCCUGCCAAGAAGAAGAAGGAGGCAGCCUCUUCUACCAAUACCCAUUCUUAGGGACACUGGCCCAGCGGGACCACCACUGCAGCCCCACCUCCGAGCUCAGACCUGCGCAGGUGACCCCCCUCCCCGAGCAGCACUGCUGGGGAGGAGCAUGCGCCCAAGAGCCUGGGGUUCGCCUCACACUUCAGUGGGGGCCCAGCCUGUGAGCAGGUGGUCAGCAGGUCCGAAGUACACUAGUUGGCAUCCCAGUGCAUUGAGAACUCAGUGAGGGCUGGGAGGGUACAGUCACUGACUUGCCACGUUCCCCUCCCCAUCCCCAGAUCCUGUCUCCACCGGCUUAACCCAGAGCAAUAAACCAGACUUUGCCAUG